Messenger RNA from Aspergillus ibericus CBS 121593, 162 nucleotides. RefSeq lists its product as uncharacterized. The annotation marks the transcript as partial. The record is from RefSeq and is a predicted model, not a curated record. The transcript has a single exon. Lineage: Eukaryota; Fungi; Ascomycota; Eurotiomycetes; Eurotiales; Aspergillaceae.
AGUGAUGCAGUAUUUAUAGAUAAUAUAAAUAGAAAAAGUACUGAGAUAUAUAUAUGUAAACUUUAUAAUAGUCCCAUUGAUUGGCUAGUAAAAAAGCAAAAAGCAGUGACUUUAUUUACUAUAAAAGCUGAAUUAUUAGUUCUUAUACAGGCUAGUAAAUAA